AUGUCCUCGACAGCAGAACCAGCAACCCCCAGCCACAACGCCCCCUGGCACGCGCCCCUCGCCUCGCACCUCCUCCGCACAAAAACCACCUCGUUCGCCCUCAGCACAGUCGCGCAAGACCCGCAAACCCACACCGCCGUCCCGCGCUGCCGCACCGUCGAGUUCCGCGGCUUCUGGCCGACCCCGGCGCUCCAUGGGAAUGCCAUCGAGGCGCUCAAUGCCCAGGGCAUCGGCGUGAACCCGGCCGUCUACGAGAGCGACAUGCUCGCCGUGACAACGGAUAUCAGGAUGGAAAAGGCGGCGCAGGUGCGGGGUUCGGCGGGGUUUGUGGAGGGUGUGUUCUGGGUGCCGGGUGUGGGGGUGCAGUGGAGGAUUAGGGGGAGGGCGUAUGUUACUGGGGGUGGGGGUGGGGGAUGUGGCUUGGGGAUAGACGGGGAGGAGGAGGAGGAGAAGGUAGCCAGGGAGAGGAUUAGAAGGGGGAUGAGGAGGACGGUUUCUGAUGGGGAUGCGGAUGCGGAUGCGGAUGCGGAUGCGGAUUGGGAUUGGGAUAGACAGGUUACGGCUUAUUUUGCGAAUCAUUCGCCUGUUAUGCGGGGGUCCUUUAGGAAUCCCCCCCCCGGGCAAUUGCGGUCUCAGGCUCCCGAGGAUCCGCGGCUUGGUCUUGGGCAGACGGUCGAGGAUCUUCUGGAUCCUGUCGCUAGGAGGAAUUUCCGAGUGGUGGUGAUUGCGCCUGAGGAAGUGGAGAGGCUGGAUUUAACGAACUAUGAGAAGGUAAGUAGAACGAGGUGGGUGCUUGUUGGGGAGCAGGCUGGAGGGAGAUGGGAAGAGUUUGAUCUGUGGCCAUGAUUUGGAUGCCUUUUUUUUUUUGAGUGUUUGUAGAGCUGUAAUCUACAAAGAACGUAGCAAAUGUGUUGUGUUUCUGUGUUAUUUACGGCGGAGGAGCAGGCAGACAAAGGGACAAAGAGCAUUAUUCAAUCCCGAUUGUGUUUCCCUCAUUUUACUAGACCUCUAGAGCAAUUAUUGCCCUCUUGAUUACCCUACUUCUCAAUUCAUUUACCAAGAGACUGCUUACAGCCACGGGUUGAGUUCAACUGCAAUCGUUUUCAGUCGGACGGAAAUAAUGACCCUCAUGGGAAUACAACCGGUUGGCGCAGCAGACAAACAAGUCCAACCCCCCCAACCUCCAGCAGACGACGACAGAACAGAGACAGACAUCUCCUCCUCCUACCGUCCUAGAAGCAACUCCCCCGUGCAAG
This is a messenger RNA of Aspergillus ochraceoroseus IBT 24754, 1256 nucleotides long. RefSeq lists its product as uncharacterized. The transcript is spliced from 2 exons. NCBI's taxonomy places the organism in Eukaryota, Fungi, Ascomycota, Eurotiomycetes, Eurotiales, Aspergillaceae. The record is from RefSeq and is a predicted model, not a curated record. Gene Ontology annotation, molecular function: FMN binding. Bases 1 to 846 code for a protein of 281 amino acids.